CCCGCGCAGGGCCUGAUGGGAGUUCGAGCGGGAAACUUGACAGGAGGCGGGUGUGAGGCGAGCAGGUUCGGAUGCAGCACGAGGGUGGAUGGGGGCCGUGGAGAGCACGGAGGCGGCUGAGGGACUGAGGCUUUGGAGAUUUAGCUGUCCCUGAGAAAGUGGAGCCUAACAAGAGAAGGGGACUGAUUGCGAUCUCACCGAGGGGACGAUGCAGCCGUGAGCCCAGCACUGGGCUACCACCUAGGAAAGUUUCCGAUACCGUGGUGUAAGGAAGCUGGAUUUGUUCACCACGCCAAAGGUCGCAGCCCGCAUCCCUCCAAUGACAACCAAAGGCAUUUGGUUAUUGUGAUCAGACUUUAGUCCAAUCAGGCUCCAGAGUCCGGGGCUGGUGGCUUCUUUUCCAAGAGGGAAGAUAUUCUUGUGUUACGUUUAACGUUCUAGAGUCCCAGUUACUGCCCACUGGUGAAUUAGUGCACCUUGGAGUACUUGACCUUCCAUAGCCUGCUCUACAUUUACAUUCCAGUUUUCUGUAAUGAGUGCUAUAUACACUUCAAAGGCAGCAUGUGAAUUAGCAAUUUUAAAAUGUGCCCCCAAGUAGAAGUUUUAAAGCCAAGUAAUUUCUUGGAAAUGAAAUCUACUUAAAGGUUAUACAGUUACAUAGUUUGGCUAACAUUUUCUUUCAUGUAAAAUAAAAAAUGAUAUAUUCUUUUUAACCUUGAAGUGGGUUAUAGAGUGAAUCUGAAAUAGUACAGGUCUUGGCUUCACGUUUUUAUUUUUAAAUUAUGUGAUAGGAAAGAUUUCAUUUUUCUGAAAACAAAACUUUGAGGGUCAGCAUCUGUAGAAUGCAUUAUUAAACACAAUAUGGCUAAUACACAGCAAGUACCUAGAAAAACUUAUGCAUUUAAUAAAUUAGGGUUAUUAUUAUUAUUAUUAUUAUUAUUUGUACUUAAAUUAGCCAUUCAAUUUGUGUUGGAGAACUGAAGAUUUAGAAUCUUGGGAGAGGUGAUGAAAGUAUUCUAAUUUAUUCCAUCAAUAGGUAUAUAAUUCUAUGAAUAUAGUAAAAAAAAAGCAUUGAACUUUAGUCUAGGUGGAUAAUCAUAGGUGAACAAUAGCUUAAUAAAAUGUGUCUAAAUACAAGUGAUUUAGAAAACCAUGAAGGUGAAAUGGUGAUAUGUUUGUGGCUAAAGUUUACUAAUUCUUAUUUUCAUAUUCUGACAUGACAUCAAAUAGAAUCUGGUGAGUUGGGAUUAAAACCUUAUUGCUAAAACUGUUUAUGUACUUUUUACAGCUGUUUGCUUUUGAAGGUCUGGUUGCUGGAACACAUAGUCAACAAGUGGAUAUGAAUGAGUCCAGGCAACAGUCCCUGUUCUUUAUCAUACUUCCAGAUUUACACAAACUCUGUGCUACCCAGAUAAUAUUGAGUAGCAGGGUGGCAGAAAGAGAGAUUAGGAGUACGCAGAUAAAGAUGUGCAGGCAGUUACUACUUCUGCAUGAAGAUAUUCUUACAGCACCUGUGCCUGGAAUAUUAAACCAAAUUUGGGUAGUGAUGUCGAUACCAUUUUUUAAAUCUGGGAGACUUAAUGCCUAUAUUGAAAAAUAUGGAGCUAAGAUGGAGGCUCCACAGAGAGUAAUUCCUGUAAUUCUUCAAAACUGCCUUUCGUAUUCACUCACUGCUAGACUUGCUCCAGCCUGGAAUAGAGCAGGUCAUCUCUUGGUACAAGGAAGAAAUUUUCUUUCUCAUAUGGGAAAGCAAAAUGCUGUUGUGUUAGACAUCAAUGUAACAGAAACACAAGUUUGUCUAAGUAUUGAAGUCUAUACAGUCAGAUUGCCACCACCUGAGCUAAAGGAGUUUGAUAUUUCUCAGCAUAUUAUAGAGGAUUUUCAUGCCAACCAGAAUGCUGUCAUUGAGAGACAUUCCAUCUUAAGCAACUGGUGCUACAUUCUGCCCAGCAUGAAAAUGGGGCAGAUAAUAAAUUUUCUUCAUACGGCACCGCCUGACUGUCCCUUUCAUUCCUUCAAAGAUUUCCAGAGGCACUGGGAUGACCUGUAUGGCUAUAAACUUCCAGAAGAUUGUGGAGAUAUGAAAAUAUACUGUAGCAUCUAUUUCAAAAUGGUCAAAGAAAGGACCUUCACAUACCCUCUCAGUUGCAUCAGGAGUCAGCCCAUUCAGUUCUUCCCAAGGGUGGAUUUGGAAGGUGUGUUGAAAAGCUUUCUUUCAGAUUUAAAAUCUAAACUGCCGCAUAUAUGUGGAUUCCCCAUAAAGAUGACAAAUAAGCCAUGCUACUACACACAGGAGCUAACCAGACCACAAAAACAGGAAAACAAAGUCAAGCCCCCGAAUCUGACGACUAAGAAACACUUCAGAGCUUCUCUAACUCAGGCCACUUUGCUGAAACCCACAGGGGCUCUAUGUUUAGUUCCACAGCCAACCUCAGCCAACCACAAGGUGGAGCCUUUUGUCAGCCAGCAGUGCUCAGGCUUGUUUUCAGCUGAUCCCUUCCAGCCAGGGUCUCCUCAGGACCAGAAGCCCUCCUGGCCUCUCCAGGCACCACAGCUGCAUUUGGAAGUGUCGAAACUCAGCAGAGAAAGCACACAAGUUCAACGCAAUAAUGUUUGCUCACCAAGUAAGAGAGCCCCGGCAUUCAUACCAGUUUUCAAAAGGAAAUCUGAGCAAGGAAACAAAGGCAUCUCAGCACUUGGCAACAUGAAAAGAAAACAGAGCGCUGUUACAGAGCCUACCCUACCGGCACAGAAAACUAGUGUAACCCAGGGAGGCAAACCAAGUUCAGGUUCAGCUACUAGAAAAAGACCAGAUAGUAACACUCAGGUACAGGCUAGGAACUUAAACCAGAAGAGCGUCAGACCUCUGCUAGAGAAGAGCUCUGAGUUCUGUGAGCACAAGAGGGACCAUCCCUCUUCUGAUGCGACGCAGACUGUGUACUCCAGUGUAGGUAGACCACUGUCUACUAAUGCCGUGACACAAAUGUCAAGUAACAGCUUAAGGGUGAUAAAUGCUGUUGACAGCCACACCAGCGGAAAACACAAUUUAACAAGCAGAUUUAUAACACAAAUUUUGGGGAAAAGCCAUGAGUCACUAAAGCUCAAAAGCCAGCCACACAUUUUUGAAUCAGACUUAGAGACUGAAGACUCCCAACUACAGCAGCCACAGCUAGCAAAUCGAAUUAAAGAAGCUGAUGGAGGUGAAUAUGGCCUCACAGUGAGCAAAGCAUCCCACAAGCACAGACGGAAGUUAUGUCUUGAGUCUUCAAAAUCUGCUACAAAUCUUUGCUCUAAUGCUGCACAUCAGGGGCAACCCGGUUCUUCUAAGAAACAGGUAUCUAGUACAACAAAACCCAAGAAUUCCCUCAGGGUUCCUGAGGCUGAGUACAGAGUGGAACAGAGACUGCCCACCAGUUCCAGGGUCUCACAGACUAGGAAGCCAGUGCCAGCAUUGCGGCCACAGCAGCUGACUGAAUAUGCAAGACUGUGACCCACUGAAAUAUCUUCCUGCUUGGGCAUGACCCAAAUAACAGACCUUCGGUGAAGUCCCAGAGCUAAUCAUUAAGUUGAAAUCUACUCCUGAAGUGCUACGGUGCCAGCUAUGCUUAAACUUGAGAUUUAAUUAUCAUUCUGGGUCCCUGGCACCAAAUUCACAAAAUUGUACAUCUGGAAAUAACAUUUUAUUCCUUAUUGCCAUCUGUUCUAUUCUAAGAGCAAACAUUACUAAAACAUCCACAAAUAUUCUUCACAUAAAACUAUUGGCAUACAUUUAGAUUCUUUAAGAACCAACUAGAAAAUAUUUUUCUUUUCCAAAUGCUAUUUCUUUCUAUAGCUAAUAGAAUUUUCAACUUGAUUUGAAUUAAGUAAAAGGUACCUAAGUCUAUUUCUGUAUGUUUUAUGAUGUGGUAUCUAUCGUAUGCAGUCUUAAACAUCUUCAUUUUAAUGCUCUCAUGUGGCUGAAGAAAAUACUGUAUGUGCCUUAGAAAUGGCUAUUUGCAUUUUUAGAGAGAAAUCUGUUCUAGUUCCAUGUUCUCAGAAGUAUGGUCACCUUCUCAUUUUGAAUGACUUAAUGCCUGACAUGAUAUUAAAAUGAAAUCAUUCUAGUAGGAAGAAUAACAUGAGAAAACUGUAGUUCCUACAGUGAUCUAUGGACAAUACUAUCCCCCAGCUAUAAAAGUAAUACACACUUCAGGAAAGAUUUUAUAGCAAUAUGGAGUAGUUCAAUAAACAAGUUUAAUUUAAUUGGGGCCUGGAGAGAUGGCUUAACAAUUAAGAGCACUGGCUCCUCUUCUAGAAGACCCUGGUUCAAUUCCCAGGACCAACAUGGUGGUUCACAAUAUGUAACUCCAAUUCCAGGGGAUACAAUGCCAUCUUCUGGACUCUGAGGACAUCAGACUUGAACAUGGUAUGCGGUCAUAUAUGUGGGCAAAACACCCAGACACAUAAAACAAAAUCAUAAAUUUCUAAAAAGUAAAAAUCUGCCCACAAUUGCUCUUUGCAGAGAUGAUCACUCGGAAUACUGAGGAAGUUCUUCCAGACAUUGCCUAUGGGCGAGAAGAAGGCUGUGUGUGCUGCCCUGGGACUUCUUGCUUUACUCAGCACUUUUCAUUUUUGCAUAGUAUUUUAUUGGCUGUGGACAUGCCAUGUUUAACUAGCUCCCUAUUGAUGAACACUUCAGUUGUUUACAACCUUUCAGUAUUAUAAGUCAUGUAACUUGUUCUGUACAGAAUGUUAUAAGUUACCAAAUUUUCUCAUAUGAAACAUUAUUUUUUUUAAAGACAGAGUUUCACUCUGUAGCCCCAACUAGCCUAGAACUUGCUCUGUAGACCAGGCUAGCCUCAAACUCACAGAGAUCUGCCAGCCUCUGCCUCCCAUGUGCCACUUUACCCAAUGUAGUACUUUUGAUAGUUGAAAACACCUUUAUUUUGCCUUUACUCUUUACUGCUGAAAUUUGUUGGAAGUGUUCUGUUUCACUGUCAGAAGUUGGGGGCUUCACAGUUAUGAUAGGAUAAGAUCAUCGAUAGCACAUGAAGACACGAAGGGCCUGUCACCCAGACCUUCUGCUGCUAACAUUUGACUCCGUCUCCUCUUUUACAUUACAUUACAGACAUUUUUUAAUGUAAUGCUUUAAAGAAAAUUCUAGGAAGCAUACAGUUUCGUUCAUGAACACUUUAGAAUACAACUCUAACAAGGUACAGAGGACUUUAAAGAGAGAAUGUGUGUAUUUUUACUAUACAUUUUGACAGUCCCCCUGUUUGUCUCCAAAGUAACCAUAUUAUUGCAGUUAUACUAGGAAAGGGACUCUGCUUUGUAAUCACUGUUUCUUCAUAACCUUGGGCAAAUUGUUUUAAUGUUUGUUUAGGGGGUUCACGAUGUGCUAUAUUACCAAUAAAUUUCACUUUUUUUAUAUGUAACUAUCAAGAAGCCACCAGAGACAUGAGUCCAAUCUCACCACAGAAUUCGAGCUUUUAUUGGAGUGGAGAAUUCUGUGCCCAGCAGUGCAUUAUCCUGCUAGGUGCCAGGCUGUGGGCCAUGCUCUGCAUCGACCUCUGAAAUGAUGGACUUGCCCUGAAGGCUGAGUCUAGUCUUUAGCAAAUACGUAUGGGCCUGUGGCUCAGGCUUGGGAUUUUAUAUGUGAUGAAGCAAGUGUCCAGGAUCACCUGCUUGUCCUCCACAAACAACUCUCUAACUUUUAAGGAAUGGGAGCGAGAUGCACAAACAGUGCUUCUCACCAAAUGAGAAUCUUCCCCACUUUCAAAAUGUUUAGGUUUUAAGUGGAUUUGAUAACAUAUAAUUGGCAUAUAUUUUUAAAAGUCAAAACUCUUCAUUGAAUAUCCUACUUCGAUAAUCCUUCAUCAUAUAAAAAAAAAAACCAGCAGGGAAUCACAUGUAAGCUGAACUAUGAUUGUUUAAAUAUGGUUUGCUGUUGCUACCAAUUCAUCAAAACCAGUGCUAACAAAAUAAGUGCUAACCUCCUUCACAUGUGAGUGUAACUCCCACUCCCAGAGUUAUGCCUAGUAAUGACUUUGCCCUAUAUCUUCACUGUGAGCACUUCUAUUUUCCAGAACUAUCUCUAGUUCCCAAUGUAUCGUCUUCAUAGGAAGAACAUACAUCUAAGUCAAAGCCCGUUUUAAGUGCUCCUUGCUCACGAAGGCCAUGUUGUAAAUAGCCAGCAGACCACAGUAAAGACCAGGACAUUGUUGGGCUUGUGGAGAGAUGUAUAGUUUUGGAGAGUGAUGUACUGAAAUAUGCAUGUGUGGUCAGCACAGUCAUCCACACGUGGUCAUUCUUGGACCAGCCUUCCCUGGUGCUUCCCGGGGCUGCUCCAUCAUUAUGCCUUAGGCUGUGAAGAUGUCAUAUCACUCAACUCAGCAAACUAGUUAAAAGAUGAGUCUACUGCUGAAGCAGUGUAUAGUGUUUGCCAGGUCUUUACAGAAUCUUUGUAAUCCCUCUUCCUCUACUCUGUUAAUUCGUAUUACUUAGAACUGACAGGAUAUUUCUUUCUUUUUUCUUUUUAGACAGGGUAUUGUGUAGCCCAGGGUGGCCUUGAAUUCACUUUGUAGGCUAGAAUGACUUUGAACUGCUGAUGCUCCCACCUCUGCCUCCAGAGUGCUAGAUGAUAGCAUGCAUGCUCAGUUUAUGCUGUGCUGGAGAUUGAAUGCAGGACUUUGUGCAUGAGGCAAGUACUCUACCAACUGAGCUGUAUCCCACACACUAGUACUUCAUUUUAGACAAGUGUUCACAUACAUGCAAGGCUUGCUAUGCUAAAAUGAAUAUGAGUCUGUUUCCUUGUAUAAAGUACAUUUUUGUCUUAUAUAUUCUUUUU
Messenger RNA from Peromyscus eremicus (cactus mouse), 6826 nucleotides. It is a transcript of the gene C19H18orf63, whose product is annotated as chromosome 19 C18orf63 homolog. The record is from RefSeq and is a predicted model, not a curated record. NCBI's taxonomy places the organism in Eukaryota, Metazoa, Chordata, Mammalia, Rodentia, Cricetidae. The transcript is spliced from 14 exons. Bases 1274 to 3490 code for a protein of 738 amino acids.